AUGUUCAAAAAGAUCCAUUCUAUCUUUCACCCCAACUCCCAGCGAAGAAACGUGACAGAUGACAUCCCUUACUGUGAUGGCUCAGGUUCUGCAGUGAGACUGAUCCGCAGCACUUCUAUGUACGUCCUUGCAGGUGAGCAGGAAAAAGUUAGCGAACCACUAAAAAAAUGCAGAAGUGCAAGCAGCAUUGACUCUUGCUUUCAGCCAAAAGAGGAAGACAGAGACUGGAUGUACUCUAAGACUCAAGACUGCUUGAAGUACCUACAGGAUCUGCUAGCCUUGAGGAAAAAAUAUCUUGACAACAUCAAUAGCUUGAAAUCCAUGCAUAUGGCUGCAGAUUCUCCAGCGUCCACAAAAUCAUCCAAAACUGGAAAAAAGUCAUUUCUUCCACUUCCUUCCAAAGAGUCUUCUAAGGCAUCCAUGGAAAGAAAAGGCCCACAGUCCAGUUCAGAUGUAAGAGAAGCAAUAGCUUUCUUUGACUCAGUCAUUGCAGACCUGGACUCAGAGAGGUGGCGGAGAGUUCCUGACAUGGAUCUGCCAAAUGUGGAUGUUGAUUUUGAUGUUGCUACCAGUACAAGUGAACACAGUUUGCAUUCAAACUGGAUCCUUCGUGCUCCUCGGAGAUACUCACACGAUACUGCCCAAGCAGCUAAGGCUGCAAACCAAUCUCAAAGAAACAGCCAGAGGAGAACCACUGGCUCUAGGAAGAGGUUGGAAAGGCAUCCCAUGUACUUGCCCAAAGCUGUGGAAGGGGCAUACAGCACUUUAAAAUUUAAGCCUAAAACACACAAGAAAGAAUGUUGAAAGAAGAAUAUUUGCUCUUCACUAGAACAUACGAAAUAGGGCAUGUAAGACCUGCACUUUUAUUUUUUUUUUAACACUGAUCCAUCACUUACACUCUAGAAGUGACCUGUGCAGUCACCGAAGG
Molecule: messenger RNA, 928 nt
Organism: Corvus hawaiiensis (hawaiian crow)
Lineage: Eukaryota; Metazoa; Chordata; Aves; Passeriformes; Corvidae
Gene: C2H13orf42
Product: chromosome 2 C13orf42 homolog
Exons: 3
Coding region: 1-804 (267 amino acids)
Source: RefSeq, a predicted model, not a curated record